ACGACAAUGACUUUUUUUGGAAGCAAAAACUCCAGGAAAGCGAUUGUUUCUUUUUGGCCCAAAGAGGAUCUUUUACCGAAAUAUGGAGAAAUCAGAAUAGAUUCACGCAUGGAGAAUGAAAUACAGGAUUCUGUACGUCUAGAAAGACUUAAUGAAGUAGUGUAGAAGAACAAAUAAACAGAGUUUGUGCGACAGUGGCCGUGUUCAGGUUUCUGAUGAUUCUGAGAUCCUCCUGAAUCUUCUGGGCUCAAACCAUGCAGAUCCUGCUGUGCUUCAGCCUCGGUUUCUUAAUACUAGACUCUUGCACAGGCCACACUUCAUUCACUUGUGAGCCUGUUCAUGUGCAGUGGUGCCACGGCAUGCCCUACAACAGCACAUUCUUCCCUAACAUGCUGGAGCACUAUGACCAGCACAUCGCUGUGGUGAAGAUGAAGCCCUUCAUGCCUCUGGUCAGCCUGCGCUGUUCUCCUGAGGUACAUCUCUUCUUGUGCCAGGCGUUUGUCCCCGAGUGUACUGACCACACACGUGUCCAGCGGCCCUGCAGAGAACUGUGUGAGCGAGUUCUGUCUGACUGCAGCAGAGACAUGCUGACCUUUGGCCUCAGCUGGCCGUCCGAGCUGCAGUGUGACCGAUUGGAGUUGUGUCGUGGUUCUGCUGUUUCAGGCGUGGAGGUGACUACAUCCAGUAGCUCUCUGUCCUCCAGCCGGGAUCUGGGCUUCUGGUGUCCUCUUCAGCUGAAGACUCGUCCUGGUCAGGGUGGCUCUUUCCUCGGGGCUCAAGACUGUGCUCCACCAUGCCACAACAUGUACCUUAAACCGCAAGAAGUUCAGUUCGCCAAGACCUUCAUUGGCGUGUGUUCCAUCGUGUGCUUAUGUGCAACUCUCUUCACAUUUUUAACCUUCCUCAUAGAUGUGAAGCGUUUUCGCUACCCUGAGCGGCCAAUCAUCUUCUACUCCGUUUGCUACAGCUUUGUCUCUCUGGUGUAUUUUGUUGGCUUUGCGCUGGGUAACAAGGCUGCUUGUAACGAGCCAAGUCUGCCAGGCCGCGUGAAGACGGCUGUGCUGGGAGCCCAGAGUCGUGUGUGCUCGCUGCUCUUCAUGCUGCUGUACUUCUUCUCCACGGCAGGAAUGGUGUGGUGGGUGGUUCUGACCAUCACUUGGUUUUUGGCCGCAGGGCCGGAGUGGAGCUGUGAAGCCAUAGAGAAGAAGGCGGUGUGGUUUCACACAGUGUCCUGGGGUCUCCCCGGAGCACUCACUGUUGUGCUGCUGGCACUGGAGAAGGUGGAAGGAGAUGGACUCAGCGGUGUGUGUUUCGUCGGUCUUUACGAUCUCACCACACUGCGCUGGUUUGUGGUUGCUCCACUGGCCAUCUCAGUGCUGGCCGGCCUCUCACUGCUGCUUGCCGGCAUCAUGUCUCUGAACCGUGUGCGUCAGGUGAUCCAGCACGAUGAGCGGAACCAGGAGAAGCUAAAGAAGUUCAUGAUCCGCAUCGGAGUGUUCAGUGGCCUUUACCUGCUGCCUCUGCUGGUCCUGCUCGGCUGCUAUCUGUAUGAACAAGCCCACCGCAGCCGCUGGGAGAACAGCUGGAUCCACCGACACUGCCAGGAAUACAGCAUUCCCUGUUCCCGCCAUAGUGUUGAAGUGGAACAACCUGAGCUCUCGCUGUUUCUUAUUAAAUAUCUAAUGACGCUGAUUGUGGGAAUAUCAGCUGUGUUCUGGGUCAGCAGUAAGAAAACCUGCUCAGAGUGGGCGUCAUUCUUCAAGAGAAAUCGCAAGAAAGAUCCGAUCAGCGAGAGUCGGCGUGUGUUGCAGGAAUCCUGUGAAUUCUUCCUCAAACACAACAGCCAUGUGCAGCACAAGUCCAAGCACUACAAGUCGUCCUCACACAAGCUGAAGGUUGUGUCGAAGUCCAUGGGCACCAGCACAGGUGUGCACUCACCUGUCACCAGUAACCACGGCAACACACCUGUGUCUACUGUGGUCCACAAUCACUGCAUUCCAAGCCAGAGCAUCUCCGAUCCGCAUCGUUCCUCGGAAACGUCCGCUCAGGAGUGCGUGGUAUCAGCAGCCACUGAGAGACGCAGUAAAACUGACACUUCCAGCCGAAUCAGCAGCCACACACAGAGCUCACACAGGUUGACACCCAAAGAUGAUUCUCUACAGGCUGACCAGAGCUCCUUCCACUGCAUCAACAACCAAUGAAAUCUCAGGAUCGGCUUUGAAUCUGAAUGAAGGCCUCUUGGCUCCGCCUUCCUCGUUCUCUCUGCAUUUUCAUUAUAGAUGUCCACAUUACUAGAUGUUUUUAUAUUCCUGUUCACUACUGUAAGCUUGAAUGUCAUAAUGGUAAUGCAGCUCAUAUUUACUGACAGGUUCUGUAUAGAUUCACCAUGAAUGUCGUCAGUUUUUGUAGGAACAAAAGUGCAUAUUUGUAAGUGGUUCGUCACUGGAAUAGUCUUAACACUGACAUUUCUGACUUGGAUCUGUGAACAAAAGCAAGAGAUUUAAUUUAGGAUUUACUCUUAAACAACUCUCUACACCAUGUGCUCUAACUGUUUGCCAAAAACACUUCCCAAAAAUAAACGGCAAUAUUGUUUAUAAAUAUUAACUGUGUUCUUUAGUAAAACUUGCUUAAAAUGAUAAAGAUUAAGGCAUUUAACAUUUCAGCUGUAUCUCUACUUUUCUUUCGAAAAGAUCUUUUGAUAUUGCUUUGCUAAAAUUGCUUUUUUUGUUGUUUUUUUGCAUAUGUACUUUGUGACCUUAGACGGGAAAGUGCUUUUAAUGUUUGAUAAGUGUGUUUUGCACCUUGUGUCAUUACCAAAAUACUUGUAUCUAACAAGUUCCUCUUAAACAGUAAAUAAAAGGUGUGCAAAUAUAUUGGGUGGAGGAUAGAUUGUGUCAGUUAAAUAUGUCCGUCAAUAAAGAAUUGCUUUGUCUGCCAUCUAUUUUAUUAUACAUAUUUUAUUGUGAAAGUAAUUUUAAAAUAAAACUUCUCAGUUUUGACAAA
Messenger RNA from Puntigrus tetrazona (Sumatra barb), 3003 nucleotides. It is a transcript of the gene fzd6, whose product is annotated as frizzled class receptor 6. The transcript has 7 exons. Bases 255 to 2201 code for a protein of 648 amino acids. Gene Ontology annotation, biological process: canonical Wnt signaling pathway; non-canonical Wnt signaling pathway. The record is from RefSeq and is a predicted model, not a curated record. Lineage: Eukaryota; Metazoa; Chordata; Actinopteri; Cypriniformes; Cyprinidae. Gene Ontology annotation, molecular function: Wnt receptor activity; Wnt-protein binding. Gene Ontology annotation, cellular component: plasma membrane.